This is a messenger RNA of Didymodactylos carnosus, 4986 nucleotides long. Lineage: Eukaryota; Metazoa; Rotifera; Eurotatoria; Philodinida; Philodinidae. The record is from the annotation of a GenBank genome assembly.
AUGGAAACGCCUCCAGCGAUAGAACCAGCUGAGUUGCCAGAAUCAAAAUAUUUACGUGCUGGCAAUAAAAACUUUUAUUUUGAUGUUGGCUCAAAUAAUCGAGGUGUAUUUUUACGUAUAUCAGAGGUGAAACCUGGGUUUCGAACUGCUGUUACAAUACCUGAAAAGGCUUGGGGUCGUUUUCGAGACAAUAUUAGUGAUUUUAUCUCGUCAAUGGAAAGUGAACGGUCAACACUCGGUGGUCCAAUAGCAUCAUCGGCCGCUGAUAAUAAUGAUCAACAACAAAAAUCAACUCAAGAAGCGCAAUCACUUCGUCAACAAAAUAGAACAGCUUUUUUUCCUGCUGAUUCGUCCUCUACCGGUAUAUCUCCGCCUUCCGUUGAGAAAACAUCUGUACAAACGCCACCAACAACUCCAGACAAAUUUUAUGAAAAAUUGAAAACAGUCUAUGAAUUACCGCGAUGGACCUGUGAAUGCACGUGGCGUCCGUGUUUAACACAUGAAGAAGCGUGUGAGUCUGAAAAUGAUGUACGAAAAUCAUUACCCACACUUGUGCCAAGUUAUUACAAUAAAAUUAUUCUGGAUAUUGUACAUCAUAAUGUAAAACCGUUAGAAAAAUUAGCUGAAGAAGUCUCACUUUCAAUUGGAUCCGGUUAUGUUGUGGGUGAAACUGUACAAUUUCGAAAGAAAAAAGAUUCACAAACUGUCAAAGGAAUAGUAGAAAAAAUUCAAGAACUCAGUGAAACGAAUGGUAGUACAACCGAUGAACAUUUAAAAAGAUCAUCAGAACGAAAGUCUACACCUACGCAACCAAAAUCGACUCCAGAAAAAAUUGUAAAAAAUUUCAAAUAUUCAAUACGUUUACUGAAUGAUGAUAAAAUAAUAACGAAUGUGAUACCGACAGAUUUACAACGUCCAACACCAAUACCAAAUCGAGAAAAAUUGAAAACGUUUAUACGUUCGUAUGCAAUACGUUUGGGAAAUCGUAUUGAUAGUCCAUGGAUAUUAUUUGAUAAUAAUAUUAAACAAAAAUAUCAAGUAAAAGAUCGUAUAUCAGAUAAUGUUAUUCAAAAAUUCAAAAAAGAAUUAUCAAUUACAUUAGAAGAAAUUUUAAGAGAACAAGAAAGAAUUCGACGGAAGCAAACUGAAGAAGCAGACAAUGAAGGAGCGUCAGCAACAACAACAACAACGGCAAAUAGUAAAGCGACACCAUCACGCAAUGGUUGGUCUUAUGAUGAAAAUAAUCACAUUGUUCUUCAUGAAUCCGAUGAUGAUGAAGAUGAAUCUGUACCAUUAUCAAAAUUAGUUGCACAAAUGACGUCUCCAACUAAACAACCACAUCCAAACCAAUAUUCUUCAAAAUCAAGAUCACCUUCACUGAAGAAAAAAUCAUCAACCUCUACUAACAAAGUUCAACCAUCGUCGUCUUCGUCCAAACAUUCUAAAAAAGAUCAACGUUCAUCAUCAACUAGUAAAAACAAAAAAUUAUCAUCUAAUGCUAAACAAUUAACGUUGACCGAUAUGAAAUUUACAAAAAAUUCUAGUACAUCUCCAUCAUCUAGUCAAAAAUUAUUAAAAAGUAUUCCUACACCACAUGCACAUCAAGUUAUAGUACCACUGGCAAUUUUACAGCGUUUAGAUAGAACAAAAAAAGAAAAAGGUUUACAAUCAAAAUUAUUUCAACGUUUAACGUUACAUUGUGCUCGUACUUUAACCGAUAAACAACGUCAACGUUUACCAGAUGAAUAUCGUUUAUUAAUUCAAGCUAAAUAUGAAUAUUUAGAAGAAAAAAAACAAUUAUCUCAAAUGAAUGAACACGAUCGACGUUUAUAUUUACAAGAGAAACAAAAACAACGUAUAAAAGAACAACAACCAUGUGAAGAUUUAGAUUUAUUACCUAUAAUGAAAGCAUUACCACCACCAAUUCUAUUAGAUAUUGAUAACAGUAACUAUGUUGGUCAUUUAUUAAUGAUUUGUACAUUUUUUACAUCUUGUCAUGGUUUAUUUAUAUCAACAUUAACAACGAAUCAGACAACAAAACAUGAUUUAUCCAAAUCAACACAAAUAUUUUUAAAAACAUUUAAACACGAUUAUCUAUUGAAUGCCUAUAAAACAAACACUACAGGAAUAUUUUUUAAUUAUUUCAAUGAAUUAUGUUUAAUAUUAAUGAAAUUAUUGUUCAAAGAAGAUGAAAAAAAAAGUUAUUCAGAUGAGAAUGACAAUGAUACAGAAGAACUACAAAUUGAACAUAAUGGUUCAGAGAAAAAUGAUGAUAGUAACGAAGCAAUAACAUCAAAUACAGUAUUAACAAAUGAUGAACUACAACAUAAUUAUUCCAUAUCUAUAACCGAUAUAACAUUAAAUUUAUUUACAUGUCAAGAAUUAACGCGUUUAUAUUUAUUAAAAGAAAAAAAUCACCAACAUCGAAUUAUAAUCGAUAAAUUAACGUCUGAUGAAUAUAAUCAAUUUUCGAUAAAUGAACAAAUUGAUCUCUUAUUAUUAUUAAUUAAUAUAAUUAUUAAUGAUAAUGAUCUAAUGAACGAUUAUUUUGAUUAUUUACAUCGACAAAUGACAGAGACAUUAAAAGAACGAACAAAAUUAGUAGGUGAAAAACGAAAACAAAUUGAAGAAGAAAAUAAAUUAAAAAAAUUACAGUUACAAAAUGGUGAACAUAAAACAAGUUCAAAAUCGAAAAAAUUCAAAUCUUUACCAGUUAAAACUAGUCAAAAUAACGAUGAAAAUCAACAAAAUGGAAUAAUAACACCGAUAACAUCGACAACAGCAAUUGAUGAAAUGACUGGUAUCGAAGAUGAUGAUGAUCUCAAAAGUAUAUCACAACGUCGACGACAAAAAGUACAAGAAUCAAAAGAGUUAAAAGAAAAGAAAGAAAUUGAAGCACAAAAAUUAUAUAAUGAUCAAAAACGAGAUGCAAAUAUACAACGAGCAGAUCUUGCUUACCAGGAAGCACUGAAAAAUGUUCAUCUAGGUCUGCGUAUUAAACCACUCGGCUACGAUCGUAAUUGUAAUCGAUAUUGGUACUUUAAAGGUUAUGCUGGAAUUUUUGUUGAAUCGGGUUGGAUUAGUUCCAAUAUUGAUUAUAAUGUCCAACAUCAUCAACCAAUAUCCAACAGUCAAACAUCUUCUUCCUCAUAUACGGCAGACAAUGAUGAUUGCAUAAAAAAUCAAUCGAAUGAAAAAUGCAUUCCAAAAUUUGAUCAAAAUCGAUGGUAUACAUAUAAUGAUGAGAAAACAAUUGAACAAUUGAUACAAAGUUUACACGAUCGUGGUAUUCGUGAACAAGAAUUAUUAAUAAAUCUAAAAAAAUGUUUACCAUUUAUUAAAUCUGAAUUUGAACAAUUAGGAAAAAAACAACAAAAAAGUAUUGAUGAAACACUGUCUGGUCAACCACAACCAUCAACAUCCACUGAGACAAUAGCAGGUGAUACUGAAUCUACUAGUAGCCAAAUAACGGAAAAAGAUUUUUCAACUGAACAAUUUGAUAUCAUCAAUGGAUUUAAAAGUGAUCUUGAAGAAAUUGAAAAUCGAUUAAGAUUAGGUAGUUUGGGUGGUUUUAUAGUUACUGAUAAUUAUGAUGAAUGGCAUGAAAAAUUGUUAAAUACAACAAAUCGACAAGAAUUAGGUGAUUUAUUAAUACAAUUACAACAAACAGUUGUAGAAAAAUAUGCGACCGGUAUAUUUGGUAAUCGUGAAAAACGUCGACAACAACAAAUACAUUCAGGUAAAAAUAAAAAGAAAUCAAAAUUAAAUUAUGUUCAAUCGUCAGCGCAUGCAUUACAAACAUGGAUUAAUGAUGUUAAAACAUGUAAAACAUAUUCAAGAUUACAUGUGUUAAUGACGAUAUUCGAAACAGCAAUUGCAUGGGAAAAAUCAACCAUUGGUGUGAAAUGUAAAGUUUGUCGAAAGAAGAAUAAAGAUGAUAAUAUUUUAUUAUGUGAUCAAUGUUGUCAUGGCUAUCAUAUUGAGUGUUUAAGAGAUUUUAGUAUUGAUUCAAAAUUUUCUUCAUCAUCUGCCGAUCUUUGGUAUUGUCCUGCAUGUCGACCACAACCAACUUCUAAACGUCGUACACGUCCACAACGUGGUGGAAACAAAAAAAUUCAUUAUUAUAAUGGUGAUAUUUAUAAUGAUGAUGUGGUGGAUGUUGAUAACGAAGAAGAUGAUGUGUUAUCAAAUAAUAAUCAGGAUGUAGCAUAUGAUAAUAUGUCGGUGGGAGAAGAAAAUGGUAAUGAAUUUAAUGACGAUGAUUCUGAAAUGGAUAUUGAUGAAAAUGAUGCGUGCUGCCGUGUUUGUGGUUAUGAAGCAGAUGAGGAUAAUGAAUUGGUUCAAUGCAGUCAAUGCAAAUCGCGUUAUCAUUGUCAAUGCCAUGAACCAGCAUUGCGUCAUCCUCCAAGAUCAUCUAAUUGGGUUUGUAAUACAUGUCGAACGGGUAGUGGUGGUGUAAGUGACGACAGACGAUCAAUUCGUUUAAGAAACCGAAGACAAUCGAAAAAAAUUGAUAAAAGAAAAUUACAACGAGGUCGAAAACGUGCAAAUAAUACUGAUGAUGAUGAUGAUGGUGAUGAUGAUGAUGAUGAUGACGAUGUAUCAUACACUGGUAGAUCUACACGAUCUCGUCGAAAGAAACGUGAAAUAAGUGAUGAAGAAGAAGAAGACGAAGAAGAAGAAGAAGCAGCAGCUGAUGAACAAACUAUUGAAGAAGAUGAAGGAGUUCAGCGUCGUUCGUCAAAAAGGCUUCGUAAAUCUGAUGCUAAGCCAUUUGUAUAUAAACCAAGAAGAGUUCGCAUAGAAAAAUCCACAUCAUCAUCUGAACAAGCCAAUGAUGAUGAAAUCGCUUCUGAAGAAAGUGGAAAGGAAAAUGAUGUCUAUCAUUCUUCAGAUACAACCAGCGAAGAUGAGAAUGAUGCAGAAAUAAAAAAUGUUUCAGAAAAAUCACCAACCCAGAAUGAAAAUGAGAAUUUAUCGUCAUGA